Molecule: messenger RNA, 1209 nt
Organism: Eutrema salsugineum
Lineage: Eukaryota; Viridiplantae; Streptophyta; Magnoliopsida; Brassicales; Brassicaceae
Product: serine/threonine-protein kinase HT1
Exons: 6
Coding region: 1-1209 (402 amino acids)
Biological process (GO): protein phosphorylation
Molecular function (GO): protein kinase activity; ATP binding
Source: RefSeq, a predicted model, not a curated record
AUGAGGCCUCGAGGGUACCAACGAGCUCCGUCAAUGGAGGAACCAACGGAGAUUACGAAGGAGAAGACGCUUCAUCCAAAUUACCCAUUUCUCAUGUCCUCUCAUGGUCUCAAGUCGUUUGAAUCGGACGACGAUGACUCAGACCGCGAUUCCGACGAUCAAUUCGCUUUUAGCAUUAACACAGAUUUGCUAGUCGAUGCCAAAGACGUAUCUAUUGGGGAACUGAUCGGCGAAGGUUCAUCUUCAAAAGUCUACAAAGGAUUGUUCAGGAAAGUUAACCCUGUGUCAGUGAAGAUAUUCCAGCCUAAAAGAACAUCUACUGUAGGCAUUGAGCAGAAGAAAAAGUUUCAAAGGGAGGUUCUGUUGCUCUCCAAGAUUAAACAUGAAAAUAUUGUGCAGUUUAUCGGGGCCUGCAUAGAACCAAGCUUGAUGAUAAUUACUGAACUCAUGGAAGGCAAUACUCUUCACAAGUUUAUGUUGAGUACUCGUCCUAAGCCUCUUGAUCUGAAGCUCUCGAUUAGCUUUGCGUUGGAUAUUGCUCGGGCAAUGGAGUUCCUGAAUGCAAACGGCAUCAUUCACCGUGAUUUGAAACCAAGUAAUAUGCUCUUAACAGGUGAUCAGAAACAUGUAAAAUUGGCGGAUUUUGGACUUGCUAGAGAGGAAACUAAAGGUUUCAUGACCUGUGAAGCUGGUACCUACAGAUGGAUGGCCCCUGAGUUAUUCAGCCAUGAGCCGCUUCAAAUUGGCGAAAAGAAACACUACGAUCAUAAGGUGGAUGUUUACAGCUUCGCUAUUGUCUUCUGGGAGUUACUUACCAAUAAAACCCCAUUCAAAGGAAAGAACAACAUCUUUGUUGCUUAUGCUGCCAGUAAAAACCAGAGACCAAGUCUGGAGAAUCUUCCAGAAGGAGUUGUUUCAAUCCUUCAAGCAUGCUGGGCAGAGGAUCCUAAAGCUCGUCCUGAGUUCAAAGAGAUUACAGUUUCACUAACAAACUUGCUUAGAAGUCUAUGCUCAGACAACGAUGAUUCUUCGUCGAAUAGCAAAGCCAAUGUAGCUAACGAGGAUUCAACUAGCAAACUGGUUCAGGAACGCGUUGUCUGUGAUUGUCCUGGGCUGAAGAUGAUGACGACGAAGAAGAAGAAAACAAAUAAAGUGAUGAAUAUGAUCGUUCCUUUUCUCAAGAUCUUUAAAAAUUGUUUGUCUAAGUGA